Cryptomeria japonica (Japanese cedar) is the source of this 2090-nucleotide messenger RNA. RefSeq lists its product as uncharacterized. The coding region runs from base 553 to 1545 and encodes 330 amino acids. The transcript has 8 exons. Gene Ontology annotation, molecular function: protein binding. NCBI's taxonomy places the organism in Eukaryota, Viridiplantae, Streptophyta, Pinopsida, Cupressales, Cupressaceae. The record is from RefSeq and is a predicted model, not a curated record.
UACGGAAACCCGUUUUUACUUCCGAUACAAUAAAUAAGCAGGAUGCUUUGUAUGCGAUGUUUUUUGAAAAAUUAAAUAUGUACGAAUUUAAAGAUAAUAAGAAAAAAAAUCUGAGCAUUUUGUCACAUACAGGGGUCCCAGGUUCGAUUCCCCAUCCGAUCCUCAAACCCUCCUUGUUCCCCUUCCCUAAUCCCGCGUCGCACAAGACUUCUUAGCACGUCCUCCUGUCAUAACUUUCUUUCUGUCAUCUGAGGCGUUGCUUUCUUACCAUUUUCUCUUCCCGUCAAGUGCCGUGAAAAGCAAGGUUCAUUUUCUAAAUAUUUCCUUCUGUGCCCUUUAACGCUGCAUUUUUACAGGGCAGUUAAUCGGCUUGAGCAAACAGCAGAGCAGAGCGGAGCACUGAUACUGUCGUAUUGAUGAACGUUCGAUCGAUGCACUGCUGAAGGCUGCCAAAGAGCUUCCGAGAGUAGCGGAAGAUCUGUUGUAAGCUUUUGCUGGACAGUGAAGAGGCAGGGUUUGAAGGGAUUUUAGAGUGCAGAAUUCAAAGAAUUGAUGUCUCGGCCCAGAGUCACAAUUACUCUGGGGCGCAGUGGACAGGUUGUGAAGAAACCCGCAUCUGUACCAGAUGAAGCAUAUGUAGAUAGAACACCUUUGACAGGUAGGAAGAGGCCUGUGAGGGAACGGCUGGGAAGCAAUCCAGACAAUAGAUCAAAUUAUGAUAACGAGGGUAACCUCAAACGUCAGCGCCGAGAUGAACGAAAAUGGAAAUAUGAUCAGGGCAGCAAUGAGGAUGGGGAUAUGACACAGUAUUCAAAUGGACGGGCUGGUGCACAAGAUCUCCGCAUGAAACUUAUACGAAAGAAGUCAUCUAGGCGCUUCCAAGGUGGCAAUAGGGGUCAGGGUGGGGUGAGAGAUCUGCGUGAAAAGCUUUCUGGCAGAUCACACUCACUGCCACCUACAACUACUAUAAGGCGGCGUGUGUCAUCAGCGAGAACAAUGGAUGGAAUUGGGCAUAUGAUCUCAUCAAGAGUAAUGAACCCAUCACAGCGUAUGUCACCUCCAAGAAAUGCAGAUUUAUCUCGUAGGAUGUCACCUCCAAGGCCCAUAAAUACAAUGCGGCAUAUAUCAUCUCCAAGGAAUAUGGACUCAUCCCGCCAUAUAUCUCCACCAAGGAACCGACAUAUAUCACCACUUAGAAACCGCCAUAUGUCACCACCAAGAACUUUAGAUACAUCACAGCAUGCUUCCUUGUUGGUAAAGGUCAACCCAAAUGCCAGGUCAAUGGAAACUAAUAAGCCAAUUUUGAGGAAUGCUGCUCCAGUUGGAAUUACUCAAAAAAAUGCAUACCCGGCCGAGGAACUGACAGUGUCAAGUCUAUUGCAAUCAUUGGGUCUGAGCAAAUAUUCAAUAAUUUUUCAGGCAGAAGAGGUGGAUAUGACUGUUUUGAGGCACAUGCGUGAUGAUGACUUGAAGGAAUUAGGAAUACCCAUGGGCCCUAGGAAGAAGAUACUCCUUGCAUUGCCUCCACACUCGAGGCGUGGAUGAGAAAACUUGUAUGAUAGAGAACUUGUAAAAUCGAACUUUUUAAACAUGCUUUAAUCCACUAUGGGGUAAAUGUGGUGCAUAUUGGUGCUGGGGAAAUUUAUUUGUAAAUGAUUAACAGCAAUCUGUGUACUGUAAAUUUGUAUGUUCCCUCAAUUACAUGCAAGUUAUCUCACAAAUUUGCAGCCUUAGCAGUUGGAUUAAUUUUGCACACUUUAUAUGGUCUCAAUCUAAAGGGUGCAGAUUCACAUUGUUGGAGUCAGAUUUGUUUUAAUAUACAGGUUAUCCUAUAAGGAAGGAUCUGAUAAGUUCAACCUUCAUAUGUAAACUAAUUAUAAGAAAACCAAAAUUUAUCAUGAGUAGAAGGUGCUCAACGUUUUUAGCUUUUUGGUAAUUUAUGAAGUGCUCAAUGCAUUAUAAGUGAAAUGAUAAUACCCUUGGCAUCAUUUGAACGGGGAAGAAUUCUUGACUUUUUGGAGGCUAUGAAGGUCUACUCAGACUAGUGGAUUUGCAAUGUACUGAAAUAUAAGUUGGAUUAUAUUUGCACA